AUGGUGAGAGUUGCGGGUGUACGCAGAAUGGAUGAACGGUGCGUGAGAUGGGGCUUGUUGGACGGUAGGGGGUGGGAGGGGCAGGAUGGGCAGGAUGGAUGGUUGGGUGUUGAGAGUGGGCCGGCGAGGAAGAUGGGAUUGAUUCGAUUUCGGGAUGGUGAUGGAAUGUGCAGAGACCAGCGUGGAGGUGCUGCCAAGGCUGUUCAAGAUCAAGUUCGACAGCGGCAUCCAAGAGGAGCUGUUGUUCGUGGAUAUGCCGCACGAGUGUCGGCUAGCGUCUGGGCAGACGGUGCUGGAGUACGGAAAAGCCAUUCAAGAGAGCGUGUUCGAGCAGCUGCGAGUCGUCCGAGAAGGGCAGCUGCGCAUCGUGUUCUCAGCAGAAUUGAAGAUAUUGUCCUGGGAAUUCUGUGCCCGGAGUCACGAGGAACUGCUUCCGAGAAGGCUCAUCAUACCUCAAGUGACCAGCUGGUGCAGAUAUCGCAAAAGCAUCAGAACUCGCAGAGCGGCGGAGCAGGAGCGUCAGGUCAAGACCUGCAAACCAACUGUCAUAUGUUUGUGGCAAGUGCACGGCAGCUGGCGAAGAAUUUGGAAAUGCCAAACGUGAAUGAGCUUGGGUACACGAAGCGCUACGUUCGGUGUCUGCAGAUUUCGGAGGUGGUGAACAGCAUGAAAGACCUGAUAGAUUACAGUCGCGACAACAGCUUCGGGCCCAUCGCGAGUUUACACAAGUUCCCUCGACGAAGUGACGGGAGCAGUCGAAGCAUGCUUCGGAAUGCGCAACUAAGAUUACUGCAGGAACAACAGCAGCGGCAAGAGCAGGUGCAACAGAGACAGCAAGAACUGCAACAGCAGCAACAGUUGAGACAGACGGAUCAGCAGCAGCAGCAGCAGCAGCAGCAGAGACAAGCGGCGUCACAGCAGCAAGAGGAUCUGGACCUGCAGAGCCUUCUAGCAGAGACGAACACGACAGCCCUGAGCAGCUUACAACAGCAGUUCGAGGAGGCGAAUCAACUGGAGAGCCGGGCGGGGGACGGGUUAGAGGAAGUGAUUUCAGCGCCGGCGGAGACGGACAGUCUGAGCGCGUUCUUCCCGUCGAACCCGCUAGCGGCGCUGCAGACAUCUCUGCACGACACACUGCAAUCGGCGGCAAACGGAGGAAGCGUGCAGAACAUGGUGCAGAGCCCGCUGGGAAGCAGCAGCUUACAUGCGCAGCAGCAGCAGCAGCAGGUGUCGGGGGGUAGAGGAGGAGCGGGUGCGGUGACGCUGCAGGCGUCUCCGACGAACUCACUGUCGUCAUUUCAGAAUUCAUUUCCGUCGCUGUCGGGCGGGGGAGCGAGCUCGUACUCACGAGGCGAGGCUUCAUCGCAGCAGAAAGUAGGAGGAGGGGGCGGUGGCGGGGCACUGCUGCAGCAACAGAAAGCGCAGGGCAGCCAUCACGGGGGGCCGUCGAAUGUAGUGCACAACCUGCUGCAAGAGAUGAUGUUGAACCAGCAGCUGAGCAACAACGGGAACAGCAUGAACCAGCAAGGGGGUGGACAUGUUGGUGUGGGCGGUGGGGUAGGAAGCCUGGGGAACGGGCUGAACGGGAACCUGACGGGAUCUCUGGCAGGAAGCUUGGGGCUGAACGGGUUGGGGCAGGGGCGGAUGCUGGGACUGGGAGGCGGCAUGAACAGCGUGCACAGCAUAGGCGGAUUAGUGAACAACAACCACGUAGGGGUGACUCACAGCAGCAGCAGCAUAGACAGUCUGAUGGGAAACAGCGCAAGUAGCGUAGGUAUUGGCGGGGUGGGGAGCAACGUGGCCUUUCUGCUCUGGGGAACCACAACCUGCGAGGGAUGGGCGGCGUUGUAGGAGGGAAUGGAUUGAACGGUCUGAGCGGGUUGAUGGGCAACAUGAGCGCGCACAACGCGAGGUUGAAUUUGGCUGCUGCUGUUGCGCAGCAGCAGCAGCAGCAGCAACAGCAAAAUCAGCUGCAGGAGGUGGGCCAUCAGUCGAUGCAUCACGAUGUGGGCGGGAAUAACAUGCUCGGAGGGCUGGGCAUGACUGGCUCGUUCGGAGGGCUGUUCAACUAGAGAAAGCAGCGUUGUGGUGAUAGUUUAAGGAGUGGACGCAUAAUUUAUGAUGAGGAGUUGGCUUUUCUUCAUUAUUGUAUCUUCAUUUGUCUGGGUCCGAUUCGACCAUGGUUUUUAAUUACCUCGUUUGUUUAUGGAGCCGUCAAUUUUUAAUUUCGUGUAUAUA
Molecule: messenger RNA, 2238 nt
Organism: Physcomitrium patens
Lineage: Eukaryota; Viridiplantae; Streptophyta; Bryopsida; Funariales; Funariaceae
Source: RefSeq, a predicted model, not a curated record